AUGCCUACAGCCUCCACGUGCGACGGCAACGAAGCGAGCGACGGCGGUGUGGUCCUGGAGGUGGGCCUUGGAGAGGUGAGCGAAGAGCGAGGCGUCGUGGGGCAUCACCGCAACAUCAGGAAGGUCUUCACCAACACGCGGGAGCGCUGGCGGCAGCAGAACGUGAGCGGCGCCUUCGCCGAGCUGCGCCGCCUCGUGCCCACGCAUCCGCCCGACAAGAAGCUCUCCAAGAACGAGAUCCUCAGACUCGCCAUAAAAUAUAUCAAUCUCCUCAAUUCUGUCCUCGAGUGGCAGCGGCGGCAGGAUGACUCGUUUUAUCCCCCGCACGACCAGGACAAUUGCAACAACAACAACAACAGUAGCAGCAAUAACAACAACAGGCGAAACGGGACCGUGUUGAGCAGCGGGAACGGCCAGCGCGGGUCCCCCCUCUCCCCGCGCGACGCCUGCAUCAGCAUCGACACGUCCCUUCGCUUCCGCCACCACCUUCACCGGCCUUCCUCCCCGCAGUCGCCGGAGUCGCCGCCGCCGACCUCUUCCACCUCGGUCAUCUCUCCGCCUCCCGAAGAAGGGGCGCAGAGCACGGCGGCGCGAUUUCACCCUUACGUGCUGGCGGUGCGGGUGCGGCCGGGCCUCACGCUCCUGCACCCUCAGGCCAAGAUCCCCGAGGGAGAAAGAGAAAAGAUUGACCGCUAUGUUGAACUUAAGCGGGAACUAAAGAGAAUAUGGAAUUGUAGAGAAAUAAAGAUACUUCCCAUUGUUAUAGGGGCCUUUGGCACUAUCUCUACAAGAUUUCAUUCAUGGUUUACACAAAUCAGCCAAGAUCUGCAAUUUGAUCUCUUACAAAAACUUGCCAAUUAG
Molecule: messenger RNA, 861 nt
Organism: Penaeus indicus
Lineage: Eukaryota; Metazoa; Arthropoda; Malacostraca; Decapoda; Penaeidae
Gene: HLH3B
Exons: 4
Coding region: 1-861 (286 amino acids)
Biological process (GO): regulation of transcription by RNA polymerase II
Molecular function (GO): DNA-binding transcription factor activity, RNA polymerase II-specific; RNA polymerase II cis-regulatory region sequence-specific DNA binding; protein dimerization activity
Source: RefSeq, a predicted model, not a curated record